UCAACAGUGCCCGGCCGCGCAUUCGCGGUACUUUUACGUUUUCAAACGAAAUCAUAGAAAUUCAGUAAAAAGUUCCGUGAAUAGAAUACGAAUUUGUGUGUUUCGGAUUCUUUAAACUCGUGAAGUGAGCCGCCCCAAGAUGAUAGCCCUUCGAGUAAUGCUGCUGGGAGUCAUGAUGGCGGUGACGCUGGCGGCUGCCACACCGCGCAAGAACCACAAGCGAGAGGCUCCGCUUAGCUCUUCUUAUGGACCACCCUCCUUUGGAGGCGGUGGUGGCGGAGGCGGUGGCGGUGGCAGCUACAGGCCUUCUUCGAACUACGGUGCCCCUCGACCAUCCUCAAAAUACGGACCGCCAUCAAGACCAUCUAGUAGCUACGGUGCCCCGUCCAAACCACAUGGACCUCCUUCAUCAAGUUAUGGUGUCCCUAGGCCACCGUCAACUAGCUACGGUGUUCCAACAGGUCCCUCCAGUUCCUACGGAGCGCCUAAAGGUUCAGGCUCAUUUGGGGGAUCAAGCUCUUUCGGUGGCUCUGGAUCAUUCGGUGGCUCUAAGCCAUCCAGCUCAUACGGUGUUCCAUCCAGCUCAUACGGUGCUCCAUCCAGCUCAUACGGUGUUCCAUCCAGCUCUUAUGGUGCUCCAUCGUCAGGUAGCUCAUUUGGCUCAGGUUCCUUUAGCUCAGGAGGUAGUUCCUACAGUUCAGGAGGUGGCAUUUCUUCCUCCUACGGGGUACCAUCUGGGGGCUCGCAUGGAGGCUCACACGGAGGAUCAGGCGGUGGCAUAUCCUCUUCCUACGGUGUACCAUCUGGAGGCUCACACGGAGGAUCAGGCGGUGGCAUAUCCUCUUCGUACGGCGUACCUUCUGGAGGUUCACAUGGAGGCUCACAUGGAGGCUCAGGAGGUGGUAUAUCAUCCUCUUAUGGUGUACCAUCUGGUGGCUCCCACGGAGGAUCAGGCGGUGGCAUAUCCUCUUCCUACGGUGUACCAUCUGGAGGUUCCCAUGGAGGCUCUCACGGAGGAUCAGGCGGUGGCAUUUCUUCUUCCUACGGUGUACCAUCUGGAGGUUCCCACGGAGGCUCUCACGGAGGAUCAGGCGGUGGCAUUUCUUCUUCCUACGGUGUACCAUCUGGAGGUUCCCACGGAAGCUCUCACGGAAGUUCCCACGGAGGUUCAGGAGGUGGUAUUUCUUCCUCUUAUGGUGUACCAUCUGGUGGCUCCCAUGGAGGUUCAGGAGGUGGUAUUUCUUCCUCUUAUGGUGUACCAUCUGGUGGCUCCCAUGGAGGUUCAGGAGGCAGCAUUUCCUCUUCUUAUGGUGUGCCGUCCGGUGGCUCCCACGGUAGUUCAGGAGGUGGUAUUUCAUCGUCGUAUGGUGCACCAGCACCUUCAGAUUCAUAUGGAGCACCUGUUCCUUUGUCAUCUUAUGGCGCUCCAUCCUCAGGCGGCCAUGGCUCUGGUAGCAGUUCUGGAUUUGGUAGUUCCGGAUUUGGCAGCAGUAGUUUUGGAAGCAGCGGAUUUGGCAGUAGUGGUCCAUCAUCCAGCUACGGAGCACCAUCUAGCUCAUACGGAGCUCCUAGCGGAGGUGGCUACAGCUCAGGAGGCUCUUCUGGAGGUCAUAGUUCUGGUGGCUAUUCCUCUAGCAGUCAUGGCUCUGGUAGCGGUUUUGGCGGAUCUGGUGGAUACUCUGGAAGUUCUGGCGGAUAUAGUUCUGGAAGCGGAUCAGGUGGCUACUCAUCAGGUGGCGGAUCAGGUGGCUACUCAUCAGGUGGUGGAUCGGGAGGUUACUCGUCUGGAGGCUCCAGUGGUUACUCGUCUGGAGGUUCAGGUGGUCAUGGUUCAGGUGGAUACUCAUCAGGAGGUGGAUCAGGUGGCUACUCAUCAGGCGGCGGAUCGGGUGGUUACUCUUCUGGUGGUGGAUCAGGUGGCUACUCAUCAGGUGGUGGAUCGGGCAGUUACUCUUCUGGCGGUGGAUCAGGUGGCUACUCGUCCGGAGGUUCCGGUGGCUACUCCUCAGGAGGUCACAGUUCCGGUGGCUAUUCCGGAGGAGUACCAGCCACUAUCAGCCAAAGCUACGAUUCAAGCGGUGGCUAUGUAUACUAAGUAUUUGUCAACUGUAUUCAGCUGUUGAUAGCGGUCGAUGAUAUUAGUCAACUGUCAGUCAACGAUCCUCGAUGGCAUCGCAGAAGCAUGAUCAGUAUUAAGCAGUUACCGGGAUGUAAAAAGUAACGCGUGAGUUGUAACACUUAAAUAAUGGUUCUCCAAACCCAUUCGUAAUCAGUCCUCACCGUUAGGUUGUAGUCUCGUCCUCAUUAAGGCGAGGUUGUAAUGUGCACUUCAUGACAAAUUUUAUUAUUUUGUCCAUCGCUGAUUGGAAAGUAUCUUUAAGUUAAGUGUAACAAACAAAUGUACAAAACCUUUAGUAUUUAAGUUAAAAGAUUUUAUAUAGAAUAAAAUGUGUAAAUAAUUA
This is a messenger RNA of Vanessa atalanta (red admiral), 2462 nucleotides long. It is a transcript of the gene Muc91C, whose product is annotated as loricrin. The record is from RefSeq and is a predicted model, not a curated record. Lineage: Eukaryota; Metazoa; Arthropoda; Insecta; Lepidoptera; Nymphalidae. The transcript has 4 exons. Bases 140 to 2095 code for a protein of 651 amino acids. Gene Ontology annotation, biological process: positive regulation of transcription by RNA polymerase II. Gene Ontology annotation, cellular component: RNA polymerase II transcription regulator complex. Gene Ontology annotation, molecular function: transcription coactivator activity.